AUGAAACCAGCAGAGAUCAGAUUCUCUCUACAGAGACCUCUACAGCACAGAGAUCCAGACAUGACACCUACAAUCACUGCAGCAAUGACCAACUCUCAGGAGCAUCUGACUCUAACCCACAAGCUCAGAAAACCUCUGGUGGAGAAGUUACGCAGAGAGCGAAUCAACAGCAGCAUUGAGCAGCUCAAGUCUCUCCUGGGUCCAGAGUUCCUCAAACAGCAGCCAGACUCUAAGCUGGAGAAAGCAGACAUCCUGGAGAUGACAGUUUGCUUCCUGACACAGCUGCAGCAGCAGAAUCAACAGCAGAGAAGACUGCUGAACCACGUCAACAAGCUGCAGUCUUCCUCUGAUAAGAACCUGAGAGAGGCUGACUUCUCCCUGAGCUCCACAGUCCAGACCAGCAUCACCAAAGACAAGAGUCCAGUCAACAGCGCCCUCUGGAGGCCGUGGUAGACACCUGCAGACUGGAGUUUCUACCAGAUAAACUGAGAUGACCAUGUUGGUCAAAGAUCACUGGAACUGAAUUCUAUGAAAUCUAAGGACUUGUUCUUCUGUAUGAACAGAAGGCCUUUUAAUUACUUUAUGUUUACUUCAAACUUUCUUAUUGAGAAAAACAUCAUGUCCUGUGGAAAUAGCGAAACAAAGUAACAUUAUCUUUCGUAUUAAGAAAGAGCCUUUGUCAUGCAUGUUGCAUGAAUCAUAUCAACAUUAAGCAAAUGAGAAUUUAUCUUGGCACAAAACUGUUCACCACUUGGUGGUGGUACUUGAUGAAAUGAAGUAUACUACUUCUGGAGUGUCUGAUCAUUUUGAUCAAAAACUUUGUUCUUUGUCUGGACAUUUUCUCUCAGCUGACUUCAUUUUAAAGUCUUUGAUUACUAAGUAUUGAUCAGUUAUCAGAUCAACAUGUAUUUUUAUUUUUUUUUAUACUUUUGUUGUUUUCAUGAGAAUGUAUUGACUUUACUUGAUAUUAACCUGCAUGGAUCACUAUGUGAUUAUCCUAAAUUGAUCUGUUCUAAGAUCAGUUGUUCUACUUGGACUUUCUGAUAAAGUGCAGAUUAUGCUCAUUUUGAAACAUGUUUUAUGUAAAUCUGAAUGAAUAUGAAUCUCACACCGUUUGUCUUUUGUAAAGACGACUGUUCCUUGACUCAUUUUGAGUGCAGUGUGUCUUGGUGAUGUUACCAAGUUAUAGUUGUGAUGUAUAGUCACAACUAUCUUCCUCUAGUAGGAGCUUUCAUAAAAUGUAUA
Molecule: messenger RNA, 1245 nt
Organism: Xiphias gladius (swordfish)
Lineage: Eukaryota; Metazoa; Chordata; Actinopteri; Istiophoriformes; Xiphiidae
Product: protein hairy-like
Biological process (GO): regulation of neurogenesis; anterior/posterior pattern specification; regulation of transcription by RNA polymerase II
Cellular component (GO): nucleus
Molecular function (GO): DNA-binding transcription factor activity, RNA polymerase II-specific; RNA polymerase II cis-regulatory region sequence-specific DNA binding; protein dimerization activity
Source: RefSeq, a predicted model, not a curated record